This is a messenger RNA of Rhodotorula graminis WP1, 681 nucleotides long. RefSeq lists its product as uncharacterized. Gene Ontology annotation, molecular function: protein binding; ubiquitin protein ligase activity. Gene Ontology annotation, cellular component: mitotic spindle pole body; ubiquitin ligase complex; cell division site. The annotation marks the transcript as partial. NCBI's taxonomy places the organism in Eukaryota, Fungi, Basidiomycota, Microbotryomycetes, Sporidiobolales, Sporidiobolaceae. The transcript is spliced from 2 exons. The record is from RefSeq and is a predicted model, not a curated record. Gene Ontology annotation, biological process: protein ubiquitination; mitotic spindle assembly checkpoint signaling; ubiquitin-dependent protein catabolic process.
CUCGUGCCGCACCUCGAGUCGUCGCGGUCGCUCCACUUUGACCCGAUCGAGCGCGACCUCGCGCCGUUCGCCAUCGUGCGCGUCGGGCGCUUCACCGACCGCUCGCAGCAGCACGGCGGCGCCGGCGGCGCGACGGGCGCCAACGCGCAGCGCGGCACGGCGACCGAGCCUGCGCGCGUCGCGUUCAAGAGCAAGGUCGUCUCGCGCGGCCACGCCGAGGUGUGGGUUGACGACGCGGGCAAGUUCUUCAUCCGCGACACCAAGUCGUCGUCGGGCACGUUCCUGAACCACAUUCGCCUCUCGUCGCCCAACGUCGAGAGCCGCCCGUUCGCGCUCAAGGACGGCGACGUGCUCCAGCUCGGCGUCGACUACCAGGGCGGCACCGAGGAGAUCUACCGCUGCGUCAAGAUGCGAGUCGAGCUCAACCGUGGGUGGCAGCGGGGCGCCAACAGCUUCAACGCGACCAGCGCCGCCGCCGAGGCUGCCGCCGCCGCCGCGUCCAUCACCGACUGCUGCAUCUGCCUCUACCCCGUGACGGUCUGCCAGGCGCUCUUUAUCGCGCCGUGCUCGCACGUCACCCACUUCAAGUGCAUCCGGCCCCUCGUCGAGCAAAACUACCCGGGCUUCUCGUGCCCGCUGUGCCGCACGUACGCCAACCUCGAGGCCGACGUCGAGAUCGAC